AUGCGGGAAGAUAGGGCAUUGGAGGAGGGAUUGCCACAAUGCCUGUUUUCAUUGUGGGGAACUUGGGCAUUGGGCGGCCCAAUGUCCAAGCAAGCCGAGAAGAGGACCCAAAGACAAGUGUUUCAAAUGCGAAAAGUUUGGUCACUGGGCAUCUCAGUGUCCCCAGAAGCAACAGGGAUGGCGACCGAUAUUGAACCAAGUACCCCAGGGUGCCUUCAAGGUGAAAUCCUCCCGGCGAAAAUAAAUACUUAG
Messenger RNA from Bipolaris maydis ATCC 48331, 252 nucleotides. NCBI's taxonomy places the organism in Eukaryota, Fungi, Ascomycota, Dothideomycetes, Pleosporales, Pleosporaceae. The record is from RefSeq and is a predicted model, not a curated record.